Messenger RNA from Psilocybe cubensis, 1053 nucleotides. RefSeq lists its product as uncharacterized. The coding region runs from base 1 to 1053 and encodes 350 amino acids. Gene Ontology annotation, molecular function: UDP-glycosyltransferase activity. The transcript has 8 exons. The record is from RefSeq and is a predicted model, not a curated record. Lineage: Eukaryota; Fungi; Basidiomycota; Agaricomycetes; Agaricales; Agrocybaceae.
AUGCAAAUAUUUGCGCCCACUAGCAUUUUGUUGGAGGGUGGCCAGUCUUAUGGGUCUACCGGAGGACAUAUUGUGAAGGUUCCCGGCCUUCCUGAUAUGUACGACUGGGAAUUUUUCCCUCAAGAAGUUCCUCUCGAAAUUGACGUUUCGGUGAUCAUUAAAAUGGCUAACGAAGGCCUUGAAGGAAGCGAUGCCGCGUUUAUAACGACCGGAUAUGCUGCGGAAGAGGUGGCCACGGAUGCUCUCAAAGCUUGGUACGCUAAAAGACAACAAGGAUGCUAUGUGAUUGGUCCCUUGGUUCCUCCCAAAACUAGCAACCCUGCAGAAGGAAUGACUGGCUCGGCUGAAACUGAAGAAUUUCUAAACAAAAUGCUCCAGAGCCACGGAGAAAAAUCAGUUGUUUAUAUGUCUUUUGGGACCGUAUUCUGGCCAACAAAACAAGACUACAUUGGCGAGGUUAUCAAUGCAUUUAUUGAGAAGAAUAUGCCAUUCAUAAUUUGCUAUGCAUCACCCUUUGCAAGUCUCUCGGAGGAUCUGAUCGUUAAGAUAAACAGCUCUGGUAUUGGACUUGUGUCUAAGUGGGUUCCACAACAAUACAUUCUCAACCAUCCGGCUACUGGAUGGUUUGUGACGCAUGGAGGACAUAACAGUGUAAUGGAGGCUCUCGGGAGUGGCAUUCCUAUGAUUUGUUGGCCUUUUGAGGGCGAUCAACCUGCCGCCGCCGCAUACCUUUCUGUCAAUCUCAAGGUCGCAUUCGAACUGCUGGAGGUUAGAACAGGAGAAAAAGGUUUAAAGCCUCUGCUUAGGUCCGGUAAACAGGCCAAAGGGACGAAGGAAGCCGUGGCGUUUGAGAUCAGAGAGGUUAUCGACGCUUGCCGUGGCCCAGAAGGCAAGGCUCUGCGAAACAACGCCGAGAAAAUAAAGGAUCGGUUGAAGAAAGCUUGGGAGACUGGCGGAUCCAGUCGCUCUGAACUUCAGUCCUUCUGUGAGAAGUUCAAUGUUGAUCUGAUAUUUUUCAGGCAGUCGGCUCUGAGAGUGGAAGCGAGUAGGUGA